This is a messenger RNA of Somion occarium, 2445 nucleotides long. Lineage: Eukaryota; Fungi; Basidiomycota; Agaricomycetes; Polyporales; Cerrenaceae. The record is from the annotation of a GenBank genome assembly.
AAAGGCUUCACGGGACUCCAACACUUUCAUGGUCUGGAUCAAGAACUAAACGACAAGGAACGGAGCCGGUGCUCAUUCGUGUCGGGGCAAGUUCUUGCUUCCCACUGAUGAUGAUAGCCUGAUUCACCUCCUCGUUGGCGGUGCUCUGAGUCUUGAUUCGUAGUUUGCCAUCGUUGCUUUGAGAUGGUCCAUUGGAUGGUUGCUGCCAAGGUUUUGUGUAUAUGCUUAUUACUCAUUUGUUUGAUACCUUUGAAUGUGCAUGACGGAUGGCAGUACACCGAGCAACCCUGACUUCGUAUGACCGUCAGCGCUCUGAGAAAGAUUCGGUGCACAUAACUCCCACUUGCUAACCAAGGUCUCAUCAAGUUUUGCUUACGAUCGCAAUCUUUCAUCAUGUGGGUUCCCACAAUCCCGCAAUCUCACAACUACUCUGAGUCCCCGGAUAUAACCAUGGGACCUUGUUCGACAUUUCCUGUCAGACAUCUUCACGUUAACUGUGAUUGACUUAGUCUGCGACGUCUGCACGUCUGACUUGUGGAGUUUUCUCUUGGUAAAGUUCACCUUUCGCUAUCCUCGAGAGAACAGGAACAACAGCAGUGCCUCGCGAUCUAAAGCUCCUUCUGGUUUGAUCAUCACGCCCUCAAUCAACACUAUCACCAGGAGGCCCAAAACAUCAAUCCGUGAUGGAGGUUUCAGAAUCCCAAUUCCCCCGAUGCGAUGCUUCCGAGAACAUAUAAGUACGUUCGGAUGUUAGCCUGUUUCUCCAGCGCAUUUUCUUUUGCCUUCCGCUCGCCACCUUUUUUUUGAGCCCGGUUGCUCACUUUCUCUCUUUAAGUCAAUCUUUCACUUUCCUUCGCGCUAGGUCGCAUUUGCUUCAUUCGCUACACAUCUUUCUUGCUGGUCAAUUCUCCCUCUCGAACCACACUUCCUUUACGACAAGAUGUACUUCACGAACGCCCUCAUUGCCUCCUUCUCUCUUGCUGCCCUUGUCUCUGCCGGUCCUCUCGUUGAAAGACGGGCUGCCUUCACUCUCCAGAACGGCAAGGAUGCGCAGGCCCUGAACGCUAAGUUCAAAGGUCUGUCUGCCUCAUCGCCUUGCACGGACGGUGAGAAUGCUUGUAUCAACGGAGCUUUUGCGCAAUGUGCCAAUGGCAAAUUUGUAACGACCCCAUGUGCGGGAGGGUUGACUUGUGUUGCCCUUCCUCUGGUGAACUCGAAGGGUACCAGUAUCACCUGCGACACUGAGGCAGAUGCCAAGACUCGUAUUGCAGCUUCUGGUGCUACUGGUGGCCUCUUUGGCCGGGACCUCGAAGAGCGUGCGGAGUUCACCCUGGCCAACGGCCAGGAUGCUCAGGCCUUGAAUGCCAAGUUCCAGACGCUCAGCGCCAGCUCAUCCUGCACGGAUGGAGAGAACGCUUGCGUUAACGGCGCAUUUGCUCAGUGUGUUGGUGGUCAAUUCCAGACUACCCCUUGUGCUGGUAUGCAUGAAAUGUUUGCUGUGCACAGAAUCUGUCUCAUCUAUCCAUGCAGCCUCACCUGCGAUACUCAGGCCGAUGCUGAAGCGCGGAUUGCGCAAACCGGUGCAACUGGCGGACUUAAUGGAAAGCGCUCUCUAGAGGCUCGUGCUGCCACUGCCCCUCCUGCCUGUGCUGCUAAGGGCAAACGUUCUGACCGUCUGACCAGACGCUCUGAGUCUGGCAUCGCCAAGCGUAUCGCUCAGAAUGAUCUCGGUGCCGUCGCUCAAAGUUGGCAAGAUCUUUGCUUGAAGAGCGGUGGUGACACCCAGACUGGUGACCCGUGUGUCCAGCUCGCUGGCAUCAACGGUAUCAACGCGCUCUUGGCCAACUCUGACCCUUGUGCUCAACAAGACAACGCUGAUGCUAUGAUCGAUUUCGCGAAGUCCAACGGUGUCACAAACAAAGAUGCCUUGAUUGCGAACGCCGUCUCCUACGCUAAACACCCUAGAAACGCUCUGAACAUUGAUGGUACUGUUCCCUCCACCCCCUUCUGCCAGAAGGCUCCCAAGAACGCUGAGUUGAAGGGUGUCACUCGCGCUCAACUCGACGGUGUCAACCCUGGCUUGUUCGGUUCUCCCGCACUCGGUGUCUUUGCAUUCGGUGAUCCCCGAACCUGCCCCUUCGGCAAGACUCCUGAUGUCAGCACUUGCUCUUGCAAGUAGACAUGCUUUCGGAAAGCAUAUGAGGAGUACAGUUAAUGAUAAUGAGGAAGUUCGAGAUACCCUGAAUUACAACAACUACUGUAGCAUGUUGCACCUACGACUUAACGCAAUUACUUUUUUUUUUGGGUUCCUUUUUUCUCACCUACGGUCUUGAGAAUGGGUGCCAGGCAAUAUUCAGGCUAGGGUGUCUAGCGAUUUGAACUUUCAAGUAUGUUUUGAGACUUGUUUUGGGACGUGAAUGGCUUUCCAUUACCGUAUUUGGCAAG